UAUUAUUUAUUAAUUAGAUUUAUUUCAUUAAAAGGUUUUCAAUUGUAUGAUUUUUUUUUUUUUAAGUUUUAUUAUUGUAUAUGCAAAAUUAGUAUUUAACUAGAUCAGACUACAAUUUUAAAAGACACAUAUUAUAAGUAAUUAUUAGAUAUGACUGAUUCUAUAAACAAAGAACUUGUUAAACAAGUACAAUUAUCACUAUCUAAAUAUAUAAAUAAACCACAGUUAACAGAGAAGCUACUUAAUAAACCACCAUUCAAAUUUCUUCAUGAUAUUGUAACAAAUGUCAUCCAGAAAACUGGUUAUUUAAAAGGUGUUUUUACUGAUGAAGAAAUUAUAUCUACAAAUGUUACUACAAAAGAAACUAAAAUCAAGUUUUUAGAAAAACUUAUAACUGCCAUUCAAUCAACAACAAAUAAAACAAUAUCAGCAAGACCCUCUAAAAUUGUUGCAGGACUUGAAGUAGCAAAGACUUUAGAAUUGCUUUUAGCAAUUGCUUUUGGAAUAGAAACAAAAAAUAAAGAAGUUAAGGAACAAAGUUCAACUAAUACAAAAACUAAAAAACCAGAAACUACAAAAAGUAAUAAUCAAAAUAAGACAAAAUUGUUAGAAAAAACCAAAUCACUAGAAAAAAAAGUAAAAGAAAAUAUUGAUCAUGAUUCUAAAAAAAAAAUACAAAAAUCUGAUAGUGUGGAAUCAUCAGUUGUUAAAAACGAUGAACCCGAAAUGGAUACAACAACAAAACCUGAUGAAGAAUUCUCUGUAAAACCGGUUGAUGAAGAAAUAAAGAGUGUUGUGGAUAGUUCUAAAACCGAAGAACAUAAUGAAAACAAAUUACAAUCGGCAUCCAAAUCUAAAUUAGAAAAAAAAGAUUCAGAAUCAAUAGAAAAAACAAACUUAGAAGAGAAUCCACUUCGAAAAUUAAGUGAAACGCAUGAUAUUAGUAAACCAAUAAGGCCCAAAAGUUCAAGACCACCAGCGCCAAAUCGUCGUCCUCAAUCAAAUACAUAUGCAGAGAUUCCCAAACAUUCGGACAACUUUUUUUCAAAAAACGAUGAUAGAAUAAAUGAUAUUGAUGACAAUAUUGUUACAAUUGAAGUACUAAAUGAUAAUAAGUCAACUUAUGACUCUUAUACCCAGGAAGAUGGACAAGGGCAUCUUGUAUCACAAAUACUUCAAACGCAACUAGAAUUUAAUAAUAAAAAGAAGACAGACUCUUCCAAAAUAGAAUGGGAAGGAAAAAGUGCUAAAGAUCAAGAAAUGUUAACUAAAGAAAUGGAUACAAUCAGGCAAUUUAUUCAGGAUAUAACAAAAUCUGCAAAUCCAUUGAGUAAACUUAUCAACAAUAUGCAAGAAAAUAUUGAUCAAAUGAAUCGAGAAUUGAAUUACUGGAAGAAUUUUACUGAAAAAACUAAUGAAAAGCUUGAUAUACAACAGCGAAUAGCUGAAGAAAAAAUUAAACCAAUGGUAAUGUUAUUAGAAAAAUUGACUACUGAAGUUAAAGAUGAAUUAGAAAUGAUGGAUUACUGUAAAGCAAACAUUAUGAAAAAUAAAUCUCAUAUUAAUUACUUAAUUUCAGAAAGAUUUAUGUUAAAAAAAUAAUUGUUUUUAAAGUUUAGGAAAUAUUAAUUUUAUGUUUUUAUUGUUAUUUAUUAUUUAACUAAAAAAAUGUACUACUUAGUUUAUCACUGAAAUAUUUUGAUCUCACAUUAAAAGUUACAAGAUUUAAAAAAGAAAAAUUUGGUAUUUAUCAAAACACAGGAACUUUUUACAGACUUGUAUCAAGGCCUGAAUCAGAUACAUAUCACUAGGAUAUAGUACAUAAUUAUGUCUUGUCCUCUCAAAUUUUCUUAUUAAAAUCUUGAUAACAUUUUUUUUCUCACAUUAUCUUAAUAAAAUUAUUUAAAAAGAAACUAAAAUACUAUUAUUUUUA
Molecule: messenger RNA, 1933 nt
Organism: Aphis gossypii (cotton aphid)
Lineage: Eukaryota; Metazoa; Arthropoda; Insecta; Hemiptera; Aphididae
Gene: IFT54
Product: TRAF3-interacting protein 1
Exons: 9
Coding region: 151-1602 (483 amino acids)
Biological process (GO): regulation of microtubule cytoskeleton organization; cilium assembly; intraciliary transport
Cellular component (GO): axoneme; intraciliary transport particle B; centrosome
Molecular function (GO): microtubule binding
Source: RefSeq, a predicted model, not a curated record